AUGCCUGCCAUACGAACCAAUGUUAAUGUCCGUCGCCCCACUUCUCCGGCAAGUGGGGGAGGGAGUGCUGUGCAUGCCGUGCGAAGCAGGCGAUUAGCCAAAUCCAUCAACUUUGGGAACAUCAUGAGUGCUGAGGAGGCAGCAAGCUUUGAAGAGGAGCUCUUCGAGCUUCCUGACUUUGUCACCGAUGGCUUUGACCCGCACCUUCUGGGUCGAUUGAAAGCAGCUGAAGGGUCUAUGCUUGCCGCCAAAGCGCGGGUCGGAGCGUUGAAGACGAUUACUGCAGCUGAUGCUGAAGAGCUUUGCAACAUGCUAGGCCUCAGCGUCGCGAUGCGAAUUGAAAAGUCCAAGGCAAAGAAGUCGGAUCUACUUCACGACUUGGAAGCCCGGCCUGACAGCCUCGAUCUGGAGGGCUUCGUGCUCUUAUCGGGACCGCUGAUGGGUUUGCCACUGCCCGCCCUACGAUUAGUUCCUGAUGAGGACCAGUCCCCUCUGAGCCUCGAAGAGAUGCUCGAGUAUCCCGAAGCCGAGGCAAUCUUCAAGAGAUUAGCCUUGGACGAACAUGGACGCUUGCCAAGCAAAGUCUUGGCCACAGAGCUGGCAACGCCCUCCUCCGAAGUGUCUACCUUCUUUGCGGAGAGGGCCAUGGAAUGUUCGCAGCCAAUGAAGAGCCGGGCGAAGCUUGUCGGGCUCGUAACUUGGCGGAUCGAGCGUGAUGAUGCAUUGGGCACGCUCUUCUUCACAUUUUUGCUGCUGCUUGUCCUGUACUUCUUGGUGCAGGAAAACCUGAUGAUCCACAGCCGCCAAAAGGCGGAAAGUGGAGUCGCGCAGUACUUAUCUUCCUUUGGUGGCAGUCUAAACGGACCGUUCCUACAAGAGCAUGUUGCAGAUGUGGCUUCCUUUUGGAACUGGGCGCAUCAUUCUGGGCUUCCGGCCAUCCUUGGAAUGCCGGUCAUAGAUCGUUUUGGACAGAGACGGCUGCAUGUGGCAGGAUUCAACGUGCUUCUGGGUGGGAGUGAUGUGAUGUUGUCGCACACCGCCCAGGAUGGAGCUGUAUCCACCAAGUGGCUGUUGCACACAGACACGGCACAGGACUACCUCGCCAACUACACCGGGGACUACCUGGGGGCUGCCAGGGCUGCUGUGCAAAUGCUUCGGAGAACGGACUCCGACUUGAACGACCCCUAUUCUGAGGAGAUCGCCCUUAGCUUCAACCUACACAAUGCUCCGGCCAGCAUGUUCUUGAACAUCCAGGUGCGCUCGCGCUUCUUCCGGACAGGGGAUAUUGAUGUGCGGAUACAGCCAAGUGCUUGCAUGGACAGUGCUGAGCUUUCUGCAACCCAAGCGGUGCUGGACAUCCUCCUUGUGGUGCUCAUCAGCUGGCUCGCCCUGGCGGAAGCCAAGGAUGCCUUUGCGGCUCUGAUGCACGGCUGCCGAGCCUUCACCUCCUACAUUGGCUUCUGGAAUACUGUCGACUGGGCUUGUAUUGGUUUGGCCAUAGUGACAGCCUGCAUUUGGGUACUUACUGGCCUGCGAAUUGAUUCUGAAAACCUGCAGUUCGCUCGUCAGGAGGGCUUUGACCCAAUGGCUUCAGACGAGGAGCAGCUUAGUGUGAUGCAGGAAGAGCUCCUGAAUAUCCAGAACUGGCUGCUCUCCGUCCGAGUGCUGACAUGCUUGCUGACCCUAACGGUAAUCAUGAAGUUCUUCAAAGGAUUCCGGGCGAAUCCGAGACUGCAAAUUGUAGCAGAUGCCUUGAUGAACAGUGCCAACAACAUAGCACACUUCUUCAUGAUCUUCUGGACCUUGUUUUCCUGCUUUGCCGUGAUUGCACAUGUCUUGUUUGGCAACGACAUCGUAGAGUUUGCUUCCUUGGGCAACAGCCUGGAGGCCUCGAUGAGCACCCUCAUGGGGGAGUUUGAGUGGUAUGUGCGUGCCUCAAGCGUGAAGUCGGGUCUGAUGAGCUCAGGAAUGCCCAUUCUUGCCGUGCAUCUUUGGUUCGUCGUUUACAUCUGCUUCGCUCUUCUGGUGCUCUUCAACAUGCUUCUUGCUAUGGUUCUGGACAGUUAUGCAGCAGCGGCGCAGGUGUUGACAAAAAGGGCCGAUGCACCAACAAUCAUCCUUCAGACGUGGAGAUAUUUCCAGCGCUGGAAAGAGACGCUUCGCUUUGUGCCGCUCCGGCACCUGGCCAAUCAACUCUACGACUUGGACUGCCACCGGCAGAAGGUUGUGACAACAAGCUCGUUGCAGGAGGCAUUCCCCUCGAUGAAGCAAAAGCAGGCUGAGUGGGUGAUGCGCACGCUCUUCCAAGAAGAUAAGCGGGCGAAAGCCACGCAGAAGGCUCUGGAGGGCCAAGACCAGAGGCAUUUCUUCACCCAGGAGGGUCCAGACCCGAGCUCCAUCGCCUCAGCGUGCCUUCCGGCAUUCAAAGCAGCUGCAGAGAGCUCCUCGGCAGAGCUUCUGACACGGCUGAGCGUGCUUGAGGCGAAGAUUGACGCCUUCUACGGACAUGCUGGCCUGAUGAAGGAGAAGUCCUACGAGAGUGCUCUUGGCACAGUGGCCAAGGAGGUCGAGUCUGGAGUGACACGACCGGAGGUGAUGUGCUGCACCGUACCCGGCGAAGCACGUCUGUCAGUGUGA
Molecule: messenger RNA, 2637 nt
Organism: Symbiodinium pilosum
Lineage: Eukaryota; Dinophyceae; Suessiales; Symbiodiniaceae
Source: the annotation of a GenBank genome assembly